Molecule: messenger RNA, 1949 nt
Organism: Guyanagaster necrorhizus
Lineage: Eukaryota; Fungi; Basidiomycota; Agaricomycetes; Agaricales; Physalacriaceae
Product: PIN domain-like protein
Exons: 2
Coding region: 163-1947 (594 amino acids)
Molecular function (GO): 5'-flap endonuclease activity; crossover junction DNA endonuclease activity
Source: RefSeq, a predicted model, not a curated record
CUCUUAGCCACCGAUUUUGUAAUCCAGAAAAUGCUCAGAAAAGAGCUGAAGGACAUCACGCUACUCACGUUGAAUGUUACAUAGAGAAACAAGUGUAACGCUCAUUAACGACGCGCCACAGUCACGUGGUGAGGUUUCCAUCUGCUGCCACUUGGACUCACGAUGGGCGUUGCAAAACUCUGGCCACUCCUCGAUGAGUCUUCGUCCAGGAAAUCUCUCUAUGAGCUGACGAUGGACUCUACAAAUCGGCCACCACACGCCUUUCGCCUCGGCGUCGACGUCUCUCUCUGGUUCUUCCAUGCUGAGUAUGGGCAGGAAGGCGAAAAUCCCGAGCUGCGGACGCUCUUCUUUCGCCUGGAAAUUCUUCUUCGCAAUCCAAUACUGCCUCUCUUUAUGUUCGACGGUCCAGGGAGACCGGCAUGGAAGCGAGGCAGGCGUAUCAACACCUGGUCCGAGAACGCGCUGACCGAUGGACUGAAGGCUUUUAUCGAGGCAUUUGGGUUUGAAUGGCGCUAUGCGCCAGGCGAGGCGGAGGCGGAGCUGGCAUAUCUGAAUGCUGCAGGGAUCAUUGAUGGCGUUCUUAGUGACGACGUUGACGCGCUCUUGUUCGGCGCCAAGACCGUCUGGCGGAAUCCAAGUUCGGCGCACGCACAGACUUCAGCUACAGAGAAGAGGAAUUUCGUACUGGUUUUUCAGGAUGUGAAAUUAAGCAGGGCAGAGCUCAUAUUAAUUGCGCUCUGUGCAGGUGGUGACUAUUCCCCCGAGGGUCUUCCUGGCUGUGGCCCUAACACUGCCGAAGGGCUUGCUCGUGCAGGUCACGCAGAUACACUGUACCGCAUAGCGACAACUCUGACGAGAGCAGAAUUGCCUGUACAUCUCUGUACAUGGCGCGCAGAAAUUAUCAAGGAGCUCAGAACCAAUUCCUCUGGAUGCCUGGGACACAAACAUGGCAAACUGGCAAAUUCUGUGCCCGAGACCUUUCCGGACAUCAAUAUCCUAUUGGCGUACACGGAACCAGUCACGUCACCACUCGAGAAGUACAAUGACAUCGACUGGAUGAAGAAGGAACCAAACAUUCCUGCGAUUGCUGCACUGUGCGAAAUGUACUUUGAGUGGGGAUACAAAGAAUCGAUCGUCAAGCGUUUCAGGACACUCAUCUGGCCUGGGUUGGCUGUCCGUGUUCUAAGAAGAUACAUAAUUGAGGGCGAACAGGGAAAGGAUGAGAAACUCGUUUGGCGCAAGUUCGCUGGGGACGAGGUAGUGGAUGCUGGUGAACUUGGGUGGAUGACAAAGAUUCACCGUACACGGCAACAUCAGUCGGCGGGUCGCGCACUGCAGUAUCGCGUUGAAGUCGACGUCUCUGUUCCUGUCCACUUGGCGGAAGCUGGUGUGCACGGAUUGAGAAGACCGGCUGGCACCGGUCUGUACGCUGCCGAUCCCUGGCAAUUUGAAACGGAAGAUCGUGCAAUCGACCCUGCUCAGGACCCGCGUCGCCCCCUUCUUAUUUGGCUCCCGGGUGUCAUGGUCGAGAGAGCCAGGUCCGCUUUAGUAGAGGAGUACGAAGAUAUGGUCAGGCGCAGGAAAGGGAAGAAGAAAUCAAAAGGCAAGAAGAAGGUGACGGAGGAGAUGAGCGGUAAUGACGAACCACCACCAAGUCCGAGGAAGAAAAAGACAACGGCUCUUUCUACGACGCCACAUACGCCUAUGAAACGCAAGGCUAACCCUGCCUUCCUCUCCACACCUUCGUCUUCGUCUAAAAUUCUUCUCGCACUCGAUAAAGUUCCUAAAACAAAAACACUGUCCAGUCCGACUAAGACACCAUCGAGGAAGCCUGCACCAUUUCCGAUGGACUUGGAGCACGAGUUCGGCAGCCUGAGCCCCCGAAAAGAUCGAGAUCUAUACUGGGUCGCUCGUCAUCUGCUCAACUACCGUCGUAUAGUCCGUUGAAG